This is a messenger RNA of Vigna umbellata (rice bean), 1225 nucleotides long. Lineage: Eukaryota; Viridiplantae; Streptophyta; Magnoliopsida; Fabales; Fabaceae. The record is from RefSeq and is a predicted model, not a curated record.
AAAAAAAUUGAAGUUGAAUGUAAUUUGCAGGUAACGAGGCUGGGUUGCGGGGGAAUGAUCCUGUGCACGGCGAUCAACCACUGCGUAUGCGACGGCAUAGGCACGUCUCAGUUUCUACACGCCUGGGCACAGCUCACGAAAAAGCCAGAAGCGGAAUUGACGAUCAUGCCCUUCCACUGGCGCCACGUGCUGAAACCCAGACACCCUGCGCAGGUAAAGUUCCGUCACGCGGGCUACACCGCACCAAACCCAACCCCUCAAGUGGACCUUCUAAAGUUCAUACAGUCACAGCCCUUGGUAGCCACAUCCUUCACCCUCACCCCCUCCCACGUCCUUCGCCUCAAGAAAGAGUGCGUCCCCUCCCUCAAGUGCACCUCCUUCGAAACCGUUGCGGCCCACACCUGGCGCUCUUGGAUUCGCUCGGUGGGCCAAUCCCUACCGUCCAAACUCACUGUGAAGCUCCUUUUCUCGGUCAACGUUAGAAGAACAGUUGACCUUCCGCAGGGGUAUUACGGGAACGGAUUCUUGCUAGCGUGCGCUGAGAGCAGCGUGGAGGACUUAGUGGACGGUAACCUGCGCCACGGAGUGAAACUUGUGCAGGAAGCUAAGGCGAGGUUGAAAGAGGAGGAGUACGUAAGGUCAAUGGUUGACCUGUUAGAGGACAAAACUGUAAAAACGGAUCUUUCGACGAGUUUAGUUAUUUCGCAGUGGUCUAGACUGGGGUUGGAAGAGGUGGAUUUUGGGGAAGGGAAACCUUUGCAUAUGGGUCCUUUGACCAGUGAUAUUUACUGCUUGUUCUUACCCGUCGCCGGUGACGCUAAUGCCGUCAGAGUGCUGCUGUCUGUCCCCGCGACCAUGGUGGAACGUUUUCAGUAUCACAUGAUGAGACAAAGUCGGGAAGAAAAUGAAGAAAACGGAUUCUUCUGAAUCUUGGUUCCCCGUGCGUGCGUACUCCAGUUUCAGUGUGUUCAACGUUGUUAUAUCGAUCUUUGUUCUGGUUUUUUGUUUUUGGUGGCAGUAAUUAAUAACAACCUAGUUUUACCUGAUGGCUUGGAGGAGAAGUUGAUUGGUGAUGGUGAAAGACAGGUUGAUGUGCAUCGUAUCCUCCUCAUUUUCUACAAUGUUGUUGGUCCACAAUGUUCGUGAUUUCUGACUCUGAUUGGUGAUGGACGCGUCGGUAUUACUGUCCCACAUAUUAUGUCUCAACACUUUCUUUCUGCCAUCA